This is a messenger RNA of Trichobilharzia regenti, 1387 nucleotides long. The record is from the annotation of a GenBank genome assembly. NCBI's taxonomy places the organism in Eukaryota, Metazoa, Platyhelminthes, Trematoda, Strigeidida, Schistosomatidae.
GUUGACCUGCAAUGAUCAUGUUGAACCUUUUCACACGGUGUGGUUUGUAGUCAUGGCUGGUGUUGACCACGCCUACCAGUAUUCAGUCGAGGUGAAGAGCAGGUUCUCACUAUUUCUGGAUGAUACCUUGAAUAGUGAGGACCCGGAUAUCCUGCUAUCCAAAAUACAAACCAAACGAGCAGAGAAAACUAAGAAGGAGAAGUCUCAUGCUCAGCCGCAGCAACAACAGCAGACUACACCUGCCAAGGUUGAAACGGUAGUCAAGAACGAGGCGAGAGCUGAUACAACAGUCCCGAAAGCUGCCCCUCGACCUCCAAAGUCUCCAAGUGCCACAGAUCUACCACCGGUGUCAUCAGAGGAUGCACAGAACUUCGCAGUGAAGGAGACAGAGGAACCGACCAGUACUUUCGUUCGUGGCCGCGGAUCAGGCAGAGGAGCGUUGCGCGGGAUGCGUGGAGGCAGAGGUCAGGGUCCACGGAUGGCUCCAACGGAGUCACCCCUUGACUUGGCAGGCGAUGUGAAUGCGCCCAGAGGGUCUGGUUUCGAAUCAAGAGGACGUGGAAGAGGCCGAGGAAGGGGAACGUUUGGUCGCGGACGUGGUAUGCCGUUCAACUCAAAUCGGGAUUUUGACCAUCAGAGUGGUCCUGAUCGCCAAGGUCCGAGACAAUAUGGUAGGAGAGAUGGAAACUGGAACCCACAGGAUGUGGAUGCUCAGGCAGCACCCGAGAGUGGUGAUACAGAACAAGUUGUACGCUGGGAAGAGAACCAUACUGAGGCAGACGAACAGUUGGUUAGUGCCCCAGAGGAGACUGAAGAGACGACGGACGGCGUUGUGGAAACACCUGUUGAAGAGGAACCUAAAAGCUACACGCUGGAAGAGUACAAGGCUAUGCGUCAGUCUGCUAAACCGGCGGUUAUCAUAAACAACAAGAAUCUCCGCAAGGCCAAUGAUGGCAAAGAUGUGUUUGCAAACAUGGUGGCUCACAGGAAAGUACAGGAGGUUCAUGAAGAUGGUGAUGAGGUCGAAGAGAAGGAGAACGAGCCUGAGGCACAACAGCCGAUAGAUAUUGACUUCUCGUUCACAGACGAGUUUGGAGGUCGUAGAAGAGGCGGUCGAGGAUUUGAGAAUAGAGGGUUUGAUCGCGGACGUGGUGGCGCACGAGGUGCAAGGCCGAGAGGCGAGCGUGGAGGUCGGGGAAGAGGUCAGCUAAGAGGCGAAGGACGAGGCCGUGGGUUCGGUCGCGUUUUGCCCAAUGAGGAUCACAUUCCGCCUCCAGCCAUAUACAGUGACCAGGAGUUCCCUUCCUUGAAAUAAAUUUCCAAAACACAAGUGAAGCAGAUUUUUGGAUUAGAAGUAUCUCCCUUGUCAACAUUUGGUUCCCUGAAG